GUUUUCUCCUCUGAUAAUCUCGCGAUGUUGGCGAAUUUCGGGUUAAUUUCGGGUUUAAAUGCAUUGUAACACGCGUUACUGAGAUUUGUGUGUAAUGCCUUACAUUACUGCUUGACAGCAAAAAGUAAUGCAUUACAGUAUAGAGGGUUUUCACCGACGUCACGUCUUGGGCAGUAACCCGGAUGCGCGGCCAUGUUGGAGGCACUCGAUGUAAACACUGCGCUGUAAUGCAUGUAAACUCUGCGCUGGAUAAACGAAAACGCUGCGAUGGAUAAAGGUCAUAAACCCAAGAAAAGCUCGUCAAAAGGCGUUAUAGAUGCAAAGGCAUACAGGGAAGGACUUGGACCGGGCGAAAAAGCACGAUAUUUGAGGAAGUUAGAUUUGAUUGGUGGUGCAGAUCCCUACGAGUUGGCUCCCUCGUCUUGGAUCAAUGACAAUGUUCGUUAUCAAUGUUUGUUAUCCUGACAUCGUCAACUACCUGGUUUUCUCGCCAAGCCCAUACACAGCGGAAGACCUUAAAGCGUACAAAAGUUUGGAGGCCUAUAACCAGAUGGUGUGUGGAUGGGUGAGGGAGAUUCAAUACCAAGUCAUCGACGACAGAUGUGUUGCGAAGGCCAAAGUUCUCCAUUCUCAAUCAAUCCGAGAAACACCCCUGGAACCCUGGAUAAUCGCUGAGAAGUCUGGUCGGAUACUUGGAGCCCACUGCACGUGUAUGGCUGGCCUCGGAGAGACGUGCACACAUGUUGCUGCAUUAUUGUUUCUCAUAGAAGAAACAGUGAAGUUGAGGGACUCAAAGACAGUGACGCAAGAGAAGGCGUAUUGGCUGUUACCUACUGCACUGUCUAAGGUGGAAUACAGGGAAUGCCGGAAGAUUGACUUCACUGUAACCAAGAGGUCUCAAGUAAAAGAGCUGGCAGGAUGAAAUGUGCUGCUCUUGGACAGCCACUUGAGGACCCAAGUGAUACUUCCACUUCUUCUACUGUUACAGUUGGGAAACCGCAACAGCCAACCAGUGAUGAACUGUCAUCAUUAUUCAGUGCUCUUAGCGCGACUGGAUCAAAGUCUGCUAUUUUGUCCCUGAUUGAGCCUUACUCUGACAGUUUUGUUCCAAAAUCAAUUGGAGAAAAUUUACCUCUUGUGUUGACGGAAUUGCGAAAAGACGAAGCAGUUCACAUGGACUAUAGUGAGCUAUUGUCCACAUGCAAAGAUGUUGAAAUUUCUGUUUCAGAGGAGCAAGCAAAGGCAGUUGAGGCCGCUACAAGGGAUCAAGCUUCCUCUAAACUGUGGUUUAGAUUUCGCGCUGGUCGAAUCACAGCAUCUAAAAUGAAAACUGCAUGUUGCACUGAUCCAAAACAGCCAGCUCAGAGCUUAAUCAAAAGUGUAUGCUAUCCUGAGUCAUACAGAUUCACAUCAAAAGCCACUACCUGGGGAUGUAAUCAUGAGAAAUUUGCACGUGAUAUGUUUAUAGAUGUACAUAAGGAAUCUCAUGAAAAUGUUAAAGUACACGACACAGGUUUUUUCAUAAAUCCAAGUGUGCCAUUCUUGGGUGCUUCUCCCGAUGGCCUUGUUUCUUGUGAUUGUUGUGGUGUCAGUGUAAUUGAAGUGAAAUGUCCAUUCUGUGUGAAAAGUGACAUGUUGGACAGUGUAUCCUAUUUGGAGAAGGACAGUGAAGGGAAACUGACACUUAACCGAAACCACCAGUAUUUCUACCAGGUGCAAACUCAACUUGGGGUGUGCAAACUGGAAUCUGCCUAUUUAGUUGUUUGGACAGAAAAGGAUUUGCAUGUUGAGUGCAUUUUAUUUGAUGAAGAGUUUUGGGACACAAUAUGCCAGGAAAGCAAGAAUAUUUUUGACACAGCCAUUAUGCCAGAGUUAGUUGGCAAGUUUUACACAAGGCUUUCAUCUACCAUGGCCAAUGUGUCCUCGCAACCUGGAGUAUCUACCUCGGCUGAAUCACAUGGCUCUGAUUGUGCUGCAAGUGCCAGUGGCCAAGAAGAAACCUGGUGUUUCUGUGGCCAGGUUGAGUUUGGAAAGAUGAUUUUGUGUGACAAUGCAAAAUGUCAUAUUAAGUGGUUUCACUACUCGUGCAUUAAUGUCAAGGUUGCACCAAAGGGAAAAUGGUAUUGCCCAAAGUGCCAAAAGCUACCUAAGUUUGAGCCAAAAAAGGGAAAGAAACCUUUGAAGUAAAAAAACAAAACUGUAUUUUUUAGUGGACUGUUGUGAAGUUACGCACUUCAGGCACUUUGUUUUAAUGUUGGUUAAAACAAUAUUUAAUUUAUUUAGAAACGUGUACCUUUUUUGAAACUGUUCUUUAAAUAUUUUUAGCAUUUGAUUUCAAGUUGGUGAGAUUUUGCAAUGCUAUACUGACAAAAAAAGUUGUAAAACUCAAAUUGCAUACAAAAUUAUGUUCGCACUAUAGUAUACUGUAUAUACUAUAAUUUAUAGUACUGUAUAGUUUAUAAGCUAUCUGUUCUGAUAACUGUGUGGUUUUCCUUUAAUAAAUCUGUGUUCUGAU
Messenger RNA from Gadus morhua (Atlantic cod), 2515 nucleotides. RefSeq lists its product as uncharacterized. The transcript is spliced from 2 exons. Bases 919 to 2187 code for a protein of 422 amino acids. Lineage: Eukaryota; Metazoa; Chordata; Actinopteri; Gadiformes; Gadidae. The record is from RefSeq and is a predicted model, not a curated record.